AUGAUUUUUGGAAUCUUGACAGUUUUCGGUAUUAUUUCCUUCACAAUAACCAGGAGAAUGAAUGCUUUGUGGCAUGACGGUUCUUGGGAUCCUUCUUGGGAUACAUGGUGGCACUACAAAGAAGGCGUAAUGGGAGGUCCGAGUCAUUGGGGACAGACAGCUUUCAUGGCCAUUGACAAUGACGUAUGGCCAGCUUGUUAUCAAGGGAAAAUGCAAUCUCCAAUCAGUAUCUCCACGAAACAUCUACUAUUUGAUCCUAAUUUAGUGCCAUUGAAAAUCUCAGGUUCAGAUAAGCAAAUUGAUGUGGAGGUAGUGAAUACAGGACAAGAUUUACAGGUGAAAAUCCUCGAUUCAAUAGCAUCAAUUGUAUUCAGUGAAGGACCAUUAGUAUAUAACUACAAAUUCUUUGGAGCUUUAAUCAAAUUUGGCUCAAGAUCAGAUCGUGGUUCAGAUCACCAAAUUGAUGGUAUUGCUUUUCCCGCUGAGCUACAACUGUAUGCAUUCAAUUUUAUUUUAUACCAAAACUUUUCUAACGCACUUUCAAAACCAAAUGGCUUAGCUGUAUUAUCUGUUCUUUUUAAAAUUGGUGAUCAAUCGUCAGCUGAUUUGGAAGCAUUACUAUCUACGGCAGAGCAGGUUCAAUUGAAAGGACAAUCUAAAAGGCUUCAUGGUUUGCUGUUGGAUGCUGUUUUACCGUCUACUAUGCAAUAUAUUACUUACCAAGGCUCUUUACCAUUUCCUGCCUGUUAUGAGACUGCAACAUGGAUUUUGCUUAAUCAACCGAUCGUAAUUACAGAAACUCAGCUAAAAUCUCUUCGUCAACUUCGAAUAGCGCCAUUUCGAGGAUCAGGCAGCAUGGCUGACAAUUACCGAACCAUUCAAAAAUUGAAUAAUCGAUCAGUUCGAACAAACAUUGAUUUUAGGAAGAGUCAACCCUUCUGUUCAAUACAAGCUCAGAGGACAUAUUUUGCAGCUUCAUUGCCAUAA
Schistosoma guineensis is the source of this 987-nucleotide messenger RNA. Lineage: Eukaryota; Metazoa; Platyhelminthes; Trematoda; Strigeidida; Schistosomatidae. The record is from the annotation of a GenBank genome assembly.